This is a messenger RNA of Paramecium tetraurelia, 360 nucleotides long. RefSeq lists its product as uncharacterized. The record is from RefSeq and is a predicted model, not a curated record. Lineage: Eukaryota; Ciliophora; Oligohymenophorea; Peniculida; Parameciidae. The transcript has 2 exons.
AUGGCAAUACCAAUUUCAUUUAGGAGCAAUUCUUAUUCGAAGUAUCCAAAUCAAAAUAUUAGUUUGAAAGCUGUUCUCAAUCGAAUUGUUAAAUUAUGCAACUCAAAAUAAAACUUAGAAUUUCGAAAUUGUGUUAAAGACUAGAAACAAUUCAGGAAAGAUUUCAUAAAUAAGUUGAAUGACUAUUACAAUACAUAACAAUAGUAACUUUACGAAAGAAUGAAAUAGAAAUGUAUAAAUAAAAAUGAUGAAGAAUUAAUAGAAUGUUUAUUGGAAUAAACUAUUAAUUAAAAUGAAAUCAAUAACAAAAUGUAAGAAUUCAAAGAUUGGAGAAGAAACAUCAUUAAAACUUUGAUUUGA